GUCCAAACUGCGCUCAAUCCUCAUACAGACCACGCCCGCCUCGCAGUGUACGGAGUAGAGUAGUCGUCAGUUCAUUGACUACCCUAACACUGCAUUCAAUGUAAUGUUAUGACAACGAACCCAACUCACCUCUACCGCUCUCUCCUCCGGGAAGCCUCCUACCUCCCCCUCCCACAAUGCCGCACCUUCAUAAAAUCCUACAUCACCACCUCCUUCCGACGAUACAUUCCCAAAUACCACAAACCCACCACUCGGACCGGUAACCCUAUCUCCUUCUCCCGGCAAAUAGAACUUCUCCACCGCGGCCGCAAAUUCCUCACCGGUCUGAAGCGCGCAAACGAAGGCUACAUCAUCCACCUCGAGAAGAUCUUCCGCAUGACAUACGGUCGCAUCGGACCUCGAAGAUACACGCUGCUCGACACUUUUACCAAGCCUGCUACUUCCUCUGACGAGCUCGCCUCUCCUCCAGACUCACCUACCACCACGGCUACCAACACGAAUCCGGACUCACCUACCGCCGCGACCACCGCCCCACCUAUCACCACCACCACUACACCAGCAGCAGCCCGCCGCGAAGCCCACUGGCAGCAGUUGAUCGAGAAGUGGACAAUUCCCCCACGCCUCGAAGCUCUCUUGAAGUCCCAAACCAUCCAACAAACACACUUCGACCGCAUCGGCCGCCGCAAGCCCAAUGUAAGACUGCGCUUCCACCCUCCCGAGACCAACAUCUGGGGCAAGCCCCUCCCACGAUGUCGCUACAAGAACCUCAAGCACGAGUGGUAUAAACACAACGUUCAACUCGCCCUUCCCCCGCUCGCCGAAAACGAGUACAACGACCUACACGACCUCGUAUCCGGGAAGACGGAGAUGCCAGGCCUACCUUCGCGUCGACCUCGAGCCCGUCGCUCCCAGGCAGACCAAGAGCAAGAGGAAGCGGACAAGCAAUCCUCGCUGAUCCUGGAAGGUCCCAAGCCAGGAAUCAGAAUGAAGGAGUACAGGUACGGACGGCCUCACAACAUCACGCCACGGCUGUUGCGACACGUACUGUUGCGCAGUGUCCUGAAACAGACUCCGCUGGUUAAGAUGACUGGUGCCGAGAAGCCAAGGGCCAGUCUGGCCUUCCGCUGGGACGAUGCUCAGUCGAGCAAUCGCCUAGAUAUUGGAAAUCUGAACGCAGCCGUCAAUAAACAGCAGCUGGACCUCCUCUUCGGCUGACCGAGAUGCGCUGUCCAUUCGCGAAGAAAAGGCUUCUGCCGGUGGAGGCCCAGUCAUGUAACACGAAACAAAAGCGCCUGCGGUAGGGAUACCCAGAGACACCAGACUAAGUUCGAUGCUAGGGAUCGAUAUUAUUUAUAGAUUCCCUACUCAUCCUGUUUGCUCAAUCCUGU
Molecule: messenger RNA, 1388 nt
Organism: Exophiala xenobiotica
Lineage: Eukaryota; Fungi; Ascomycota; Eurotiomycetes; Chaetothyriales; Herpotrichiellaceae
Exons: 1
Coding region: 109-1215 (368 amino acids)
Source: RefSeq, a predicted model, not a curated record